Messenger RNA from Xenia sp. Carnegie-2017, 5030 nucleotides. RefSeq lists its product as uncharacterized. Gene Ontology annotation, biological process: regulation of synaptic transmission, glutamatergic; G protein-coupled glutamate receptor signaling pathway. NCBI's taxonomy places the organism in Eukaryota, Metazoa, Cnidaria, Anthozoa, Malacalcyonacea, Xeniidae. Gene Ontology annotation, cellular component: membrane. Gene Ontology annotation, molecular function: adenylate cyclase inhibiting G protein-coupled glutamate receptor activity. The transcript is spliced from 26 exons. The coding region runs from base 119 to 4159 and encodes 1346 amino acids. The record is from RefSeq and is a predicted model, not a curated record.
AUCUUGCCUUGUGUAUUAGUUCAAAACGCUCGCCGCACUCAGACGAUUAAUCCACUCAUGUUGUUUUCCUGAUAGAAAUUUUCGCCGUUUGUCUGUGGGAACUACUACUACGAAUGCUAUGCUUUCGCACCGUAUCCUUGGGUUAAUUUUACUCUCCAUCUCGUCUGUUCCAGGUAUAUGUGCUAAUACCAAUACGACGAAGCUUGACAAAAUCAGGAUAAAACUCGGCUUUGUUGCACCUUUGGAUAACAGAUUGGCGGCCACAGCAACCCUCGGACGAGAGUUUGAUUCUAUUUUCCGUUUAUCGGUGGAAGAAUUGAACAAGAGAGCUAGAAAAGAGAAGAGUAAAAUUGAGUUAGUUGCUGACUUCACAAGUCAAGUCAAAGACAGCGGUUACAAUGACAAGGACCAAUGUCUGCGCGUGGCCAAACAGUUCGUUGCCGAUCCUGAUAUAGUCGGCGUUGUUGGUGCUUUCAGAUCAACUUGCUCCGUCGUGUUAAAUCAACUCUUCAAAACAAAGUCUCGAACUUUGACUCAAAUAUCCUAUGGUUCUACGGCUGCCGAGCUCUCGGAUAAGCUCAACUAUCCGAGAUUUUUCCGUACAGUUCCGAGCGACAUCCAUCAAGCGGAAGCUCUUGCCGAUAUCAUUAAAAUGUACAAAUGGAAGAAGGUGAGCACGAUGGCUACUGGCGAUUUGGAUGGUCAAGACUUCGCAAAUGCGUUUCAGAAAGAAGUGAAAAAGAGGAGCGUCAACGUUGUGGAGUCUGCACGAUUCAGUCGAGGGGAUACCUCUCAUAAUGUUCAACAGAAAGUUAUACAGAUCAAGAAAGGUGAAACGAGAAUCAAUGUGAUCAGCGCCCUUCCCAAUGACGCAUUCACGGCUUUUCAUCAAAUACGACAACUAGGCAUGACAGGAGAGGGGUGGGUAUGGCUCACGUCAAGCAAAGUCACGGCUGCAUCUUUGAUCAAUGAACCGGCACUACAACAGGCUUUGGAUGGAAUGGUUGGAUUGUCUGUAAAAUCCGGCAGUGGUCCAAAACACCUGGAACUUCUUGUCCAAUGGACCACCAAAGAAGAAGGAAAAUAUCCUGGAGCAAUUUGGUACAGUGAUGAACCAGACAUGUCAUUGUUCUCUCCUCAAGUUUUCAAUGCCGUAUCUGCGUACUUUAGAGCUUUUGACAAAUUGUCGAGGAAAGGAAUCAUUCAACCGGGCGAGAGCAACACAAGGCUUCGUGAUAUCGUUUAUGAUGAGUUGAAGAAUUUCAAUGCUCCUACGUCGAAAAAUGGUUUUGAAAGUGCGACAGGUCUUCCUUCAUAUUUUGACGAAAAUCAAGAUGCUCCACCUUACUACGACAUCAAAAAUUUUGUGAACAAAAAAUGGGUUACUGUUGGUUAUUGGGAACGUGCUAGAUUGUUGUCGCUUCAACCCGGCAAAAUAAGAUGGCCUGGCGACACGAUGCAACCUCCAAGUGAUGAAGGAGAACCUGGCAAGAUAACGUUGAAAAUCGGUUUCAUCACACCGUUUUUCCCAGCAUUAAGUGGCCUGGCUGAUCUGGGAAAGCAAUACCUCGAAGGAUUUCAGACUGCAUUGGAAAUGUUCAAUAACGACGAUACUCUGGCUGUAGACUUCCUUGGCAUUGAGAAAGACUCCGGUAUCUCACCAUCACAAUCUUGUCAGGAUAUUGCGGAGUCGUUUGUUAAGUCUGGUGUUGUGGCUGUUAUUGGCGCCUAUAGAUCCAUUUGCUCAAUGAAAGCUGCUGAUGUAUUAGGAGAAGACCAGAACAUGAUACCGCAGAUAUCAUACGCUUCAACAUCUAGCAAAUUAUCUGAAGUUUCGUCAGCGUACAAGUACUUCUUUCGUACCGCUCCAUCAAACGUAGAUCAAGCCAUAGCGAUUGUUGCACUUAUAAAGCUUUAUAAAUGGAAAAAGGUGUGUACCAUAGCAACUGACGACGCUUAUGGACGAGAUCUUACGGAACUUGUCCUUGCUGAACUUUCAAAGACCAACGUAUCUGUUACUGUCACGGAGACAUUUCAAGUCAGAGCUCAUGCUGGAAUUGUGAGACCCAAAGUUGCAAAGCUAAAACGCGCUGGUUGCCAUGUUGGAUUGGUGUUUAUGGUUCGUAACGAUGCGGAAGUUGUAUUUCAACAAUUGAGGGAGUUAGAGAUGGUUGGUCGCGAUUGGGUUUGGAUUGGAUCGGAUAAGGCUACCACAUCGGUGUUUGAAGAUGCAGCUAAUCUCCAGGAUGCAAUGCAAGGCGUUAUUGGCGUCCAUCCGAGACACGGCGAAGGAAGAUUGUUUGACCAAUUCAUGUUGGCUAUAGCGAGACGUGAAGCCUCCCGCUAUUCCGGAAAGAAAAAUAGUCAUUCUAAAACAACGUAUCUUGCUCAUUUAUUUGAUGCUAUUCACGGAAUGGCGUUGGAGCUGUCAGAGCUGGCGAGGAAGGAAAUUAUCACCAGCAAAUCGAAAAUCAUUGACAUGAGAAAAGCUCUUUAUGACAAACUAAAACGAGCAAACAAGAAAGAAGCUGGUUUCCCUAGCUCUGUCGGUGGACUGGACACCAUGUAUUUCGAUAAGAAACAAACGGGACCCCCCGCUUUUGAAUUUGUGAAUUUAGUGGGAAAACAGUGGAAAACUGUAGGUAUUUACAUUCAUCAAACAAGGAGUGUGUCGUUGUUCCGAGAUCCAAUAUUCCCCGGUGGUGUAACGAUUCCGAUAGUGGGUCCGGUCAAACCUUCGUAUAGAAUUGCGGCGUUCUUUCCUACGAGUAAAACAUUUGGUCCGCUUGCUGAUCUUGCUGAAGAAUGGAAAUCUGCUUUUAAAAUCGCCGUCAACACAAUCAACAGUGAUUCGUUGUACAACAUUCGUCUCGAAUACGACAUUAUAGAAACCACUAAAGAUGUAGACUCGUGUCGUAAACGAGCUGCUACUCUUUCUUCUAAUGUUGACAUGAUCAUUGGUGAAGCACGUUCGGAAUGCUCUAUUGCCAUUUCCAAACAGACGAAUCACACAUUAGUACCUCAAAUAUCGUACGCGUCGACGUCUCCUUUUCUCUCCGACAAAAACAAAUUUCCAUUUUUGUUUCGUACUUGUCCGUCUGACGUUUAUCAGGCCAAAGCACUUGGGGAAUUGGUGAAAAUUCACGAGUGGAAAAAGAUGGGGACAAUUGCCGUUAAGGACGAAUAUAGCCGGGAACUUGUACGCCGUACGGAGAAAAUCCUCACUAAAGAAAACAUUGUUUUGGGUGCUCAGGAGCGAAUGAAACAUGGUGACUACAAGGAUGUUGCUAAUCAUCUAAAAGAGAUAAAGAAGAGUAAAACGGCUGUGAAUCUUGUCAUCUCAAGAACUGACGAGGCUGAAAAGAUAUUUCAAACUGCAAUCGACAUGGGUAUGACGGGUAAAGGUUGGACGUGGCUGGGUGGCGAUGGAUCGACGUCAUCAACCUUUAAACGAUCCCCGAAUCUUCAGAGUGCAAUGCAAGGCAUGGUGGGAACGAGACCACAGAGUGGAAAAGGCGCCGUUUAUGAGAAGUUCCUUAAGGAGUGGAAGAAUAGCGAACGAAAUAAAUAUCCUGGUAUAAUCCACACUUCAAGAAUAGAGCAGGUUUCCUGUUAUGUCCCCCAAGUGUUCGAUGCAGUCUUAGCGUAUGCCACUGCCUUGCAACGUCUCUACGAAGUUGAUCUCAUCAACGAGAAAACGAGCCGACGAGUUCUCAGGAAACAUUUGAUCAACGAACUAAAAAAGAUGCGGAAUGAGCAGACUGGUUUUGAAGGCACAACCGGAGGCAGACAAUAUUUCUCGGAAAAACAAGAUGGAGUACCCAUUUACGAUGUUGUCAAUCUUAAUGGCGAGAGUUGGGUCAAAGUAGGCACGUAUACAGCUGAAGAUGGUCUUCAACUCACGGGGCAUAUCGUCUGGCCUGGAGGCGGGUUGAGCACACCAUCAGAACAUCAACCACAGAUAUCCACUGCAACAAGUGUCCAGGAGAUUGUAGACAGGAAGGUCUUACUAGCACUGUGUGCUAUAUUUGGCAUUUUUACGCUGGUCGUAAUUAUCGUCAUAAUUUUAUGGAUUAUCACGAAAUUUAAUUGCGUCUGUAAGAAAAAGGAGAAUAAUUACGUGAACGGUAAUGCUGUUAAAAACAACAUCAACAGAUAGUUGAAGUGCUUCAAAACGGAAUCACGCAAGCCAGAAUUUAAUCCAUUGUAUGUCCCUCUUUACUACGUAGUAUCAUAUAUUGUACUCAGACUGUCAUUAUCGAGGAAUCGUUCGGCUUAAGAAUAAUUUUACAAUAGUGAAGAGUAGACAUUCAGCGCUAAAUUGUAUUGACAUGCGAGUUUCAACAUUUUCUGGUAUAUAGUGAAAAGGACUUGCUUAAAGCAUAAAUUUUGGAAAUGAAAACUUGUCUACAAGCUGGAUUUUAACUUAUUGGUAUAAUUUCAGUAUUAAAAAGUCAGUUUUAGUUCUCUUCGUACAGGCAAAUGUUCAGCAGUAGCUGUGAGGCAAUAUUGAUAGUUAUUGAAGAUGGAUGAACAAUAUUUUCGUUAGCGGAAAUAGAAAAAGAUGAAAGCCAUUACUAAUGAAAACGAAAACACGCAAGUUUUAAGUGCUUAAAGAUAAGACUAAAAUUAGACACUUUACUGAAUUUAGUCAACUUAUUAAAACUGUUAAAGACAUUUGAAAGAGGCGAUAAAUAGAAAAACAUAUAUUUCCGAAUUUUCAUUUGAUAAAAACUUAGAUUAUGGAACUUAUGUUUAUGAAAAUUCAUCACUGACUCUUUUUUCAAUACUGAAAUUACAUCGAAAAUAAUAUCUGCUUCAGUAAAAUAUGUCGGACAUUAUUACUUCCUUUCCUUAGUAACAUUUCGUGUUAUGUGUCCGUCGUAGACAGCUAAUUAAGAACACAAAUCCGUUUGUUUUGACUCCUAAUUGUAUUACUUAGCGUCAUUUUAUUUUGUAAAUGGAAAUUAUUGAACUGACCUACUGUAUAUAGAAUAUUUCUAGUUAAAUAAAAAAAAAUUCAAAUUUUA